AUGUCAAAGAGGCCGUCAUACGCUCCUCCCCCUGCCCCUGCCCCUGCUGCUCAAAUUCCCAAUACCCCGGGGUUUGUUGGGUACAACCCGUACAGCCAUCUCGCCUACAAUAACUACAGACUUGGCGGGACCCAAACCACCAACAGUCGAGCAACGCAAAACUCCUCUGGAAUUAAUAUCCCCAAACCGCCGAAGCCGCCAGACAAGCCUCUGAUGCCAUAUAUGAGAUACAGUCGCAAGGUUUGGGAUCAAGUAAAAGCCUCCAAUCCUGAUCUGAAGCUAUGGGAAAUUGGGAAGAUAAUCGGUGGCAUGUGGAGGGACCUCACUGAUGAGGAGAAACAGGAUUAUUUGAAUGACUACGAAGCAGAGAAGAUUGAAUAUAAUGAAAGCUUGAAGGCCUAUCACAACUCCCCAGCCUACCUCGCCUACGUCAAUGCAAAAAGCCGCGCAGAGGCCGCAUUGGAGGAGGAGAGUCGCCAGCGGCAGUCCAGACUAGACAAAGGCGAGCCGUAUAUGAGCAUCCAGCCCGCGGACGACCCGGAUGAAUAUGACGAUGGGUUUUCCAUGAAGCAUUCAGCCGCUGCACGUUUUCAGCGUAACCAUCGUCUGAUCAGCGAGAUCCUGAGCGAGAGCGUGGUCCCAGACGUUCGCUCCGUCGUAACCACGGCCAGAAUGCAGGUCCUCAAACGCCAGGUCCAGUCUCUGAUGGUCCACCAGAGAAAACUUGAAGCUGAGUUGCUACAGAUCGAAGACCGUCACCAGGACAAGAAGAGAAAAUUCAUUGAAGCGACGGAGUCAUUCACCAACGAGCUGAAAAGGCUCUGCUGCAUGAAGGUGGAAGUGGACAUGGAUAAGAUUUCGUCUGAGAUGGCGGCAGCAGAAGAAGCUGCCCGUAAGCGCAUGGCAGAUCGGGAAAAGGACUCUGGAGAGAGGGGGAGCAGAGAGGGGGCCGCCUGCGUUCUGGCUGAAGAAGAAAAACACGGGAGCAAGGCCCAAAAUACUCCCAGUGACAUCAGCAAGGACGGAGAGGACGCAGAUAGCAACGCAAGAGAUGCACCAGGAAAGCCAAAGGCCACAGAGGAGGGGGAGGGUCCCGGCUGCAGUGAGGAGGGGGUGUCUGAGGACAAAGAGAGCGUCCCAGAAGGAGCGAUGGAGGAGGGCACAAGCGACAGCAACACCGGCUCCGAGACCACCUCCGCUCAGACGGAAGACCCGGCCAUCAGCGAGUCCUCCGAGGGGCCGAGCCGAGCCAGAGCCCACUGA
This is a messenger RNA of Knipowitschia caucasica, 1263 nucleotides long. The record is from the annotation of a GenBank genome assembly. NCBI's taxonomy places the organism in Eukaryota, Metazoa, Chordata, Actinopteri, Gobiiformes, Gobiidae.